GAAAUUCAAAAUGGCGGACACAUGGCUGAUAAUUUUGCUCUGCUAUUUGGCUUUCAUCGUCAUUUUUAUGGCCAUCCCAGCGUCUUUGGGAUUUUCUUUUGGAAUUAGAAAUUUAUAUUUAGGCACUCUGCUCAAAAUUUUUGAGGUAUGCCCUACUGGUGCUGUAGUAAAUGGCUUGUUAUGUUGUCGGUAUCUCAGACAGCGCAGAUAUGAAAGAGUUGUAAGGACCUGUUAAAUUUUAUUCAAAGAAUACUCACAAGCUUCCUUUCUUCUCGAAAUCGAAGGAUUUUUAAAUAGAGGCUAUGUUAAUCUGCACGUUUCUAUUGUUGGAGCGGACAUCAAUCGCAGUAUUUUAAUUUUUUUUUUGUAUCUUCGUUCCUUUUAGCUGCUUCGAAAGCGCUGCUCGUUUGUUAACGUGUGAAAACAAAACAGCAGUUUUCAUUGAUGAUUCUUUUUUUUCGUUUUAUAGAUUGGUAGGAGAACUAUUCAGUCAAAGCAUGGAAUAAAAUCAAAUGGUAAAGUAUAUGUAGCUGCCAGCAGACACAUAUCUCUUUUGCACCACAUGCCCCGUAUAGUGAGGCUGUAAAAGAACCAGACAUCACCUCUUUGGUAUAUGACGUUCUUGCAACAGAUUGAAAAUUGACCAGAUUGAAAACAAAUCAAAAAUACUCAAAUCUAUAGAUAUGUUAUUCAGUAAAUGGUUUGAACCUGGAGGUAACAUGUAAUAGUGUAGUUUGAUCGUCCAUGUGAGUGUAGUCCUGAGAAGGACUGUUGUCAGUAGUGGUGACUGAUGUUUUGACAACCUGAGCAGAAGUCAUCAUCAGAGUCAAGUGAAAGGUUGUUGUCAGUCGAAUGUACUUAGUCCGGUUUGUGUACACUGAUUGGUUAGUUUUGCAGAGAUGUUAUUGGCUGUAAGACUUAAGUGGCGUAGGUCAGUCGUGUUUGGUCGAAACAUCAGUCAUCACUAUGGACAACAGUCCUUCUCAGGACUACACUCACCUGGACGAUCAAAAUUACCUAUACGAUAAUUAUGUUGUUCCUUAAGCCUUGAAUAAUCACAUGAAGAGGUACAGAGAGGAAAAUAUGUAUCAGUUUUAAUAUUACUCUGGUCAAGUUUAAAUUUUAUUUGCAUUCAUUGUUAUCCUCCCUUUACACCCAAACAUUUAUAACAUAUUCUCUAUACUGUACUAUAUACAAAUCCAUGGUGUUGACAAGGAGAAUUUGUUUGAUGAUCAAGAGCUUCUUUGGUUGGCAUUUACUUUCUUUAUUCUCAUAACCUUAAUUUGUGAUUCAGGAGUGUUAUUGUAAGGAGAAAUUAGAUGCUGGUCACUCUUUGGGAUCAAGGGAUUGAAAGCCCAUUGGUGUUGAGGGCUUUCACAAGGUUUUUCACCCUUUCAGUCAGCUGCAUUCAUGACACUUCAACUGCAUUGAGUGUGUACAAUAUUUAUGUUAUGUCUGGUGCUUCUAAAUAUUCCAAUGCAUUAACCCUUUAACCUUUAGCUCCCAAGAUCUCAUGAGUAAUUCUCCUUACUGUCUACAAUAUAGUUCUUGUGAUGUUAGUUUGGAGAACUUCUUUAUUCUCAUCACUUGUCUGCUUGCCAUUGUAUUUAUAUUGUAAGGAGAAAUUCUGUCUUGGUCACUCAUGGGAGUUAAAGGGUUAACUCUUGAGAGUGACUAGCAUCUAAUUCAUUCAUACAAUAUCACCCCCAGAUCACACAUAAAGGUCACCAAAAAAAAGGGAAUGAUCACCAACAAUGAAAACUCUUGAUUGUUAAACAAAUUCUCCUUGUUAGCAACAUAGGAAAUGUAUUGAGAACUGUAUAGAGAAUAUGGAUACUGAUGUUAGGGUGUAAAGGCUUAACUAACCAUCAGGUUGCACAGGAACAUGUACAGUACAUUCCUAAUGCUUUGCUUCCUCAUUGUUGUUGUCUUAGUUAUUGAAAAAACACCAGCAAAACCCACAAAAGCUAACUUACCCAGAAACCGUUCGUUUGGCACCUUUCAAAGAGAAUUCCAUAUGGGUGAUGCAAUAGAGUUUUGUGUUAAUGGAGUUGAGGUGGGUAGAGAAGUUUAUUUUAUAUGCACUCUUUGAUUAUUUAUUUGUGCAUCAUAUUUAUUGUGGGGAUGAGGGAUGUUUUACAAAUGUUCUAAUUUAUAGCAGAACCAAAUUUUGAUUACUUGCCAUAUUGUCUUUUUACUCAGCCUUUAAACUCUUUACAGUGGCUAAUUUACGUUUUCAGUUCAGUUAACACUAAAUUACCUGUUAUACUCUCCCACUGAUGCAGCACCACAGUUUCUUUAGAAACUUGCCCCCUUUAUUCAUUUGAUACUCAGUGACUUGCACUUUGAAAAUAUUAGGGAUCGAUUUACAAGGCCUUUUGUCUCAAUCAAUAGCUUCAUGUAAUCACUGACAAGAGAAAAAAAAAAGGUUAUUUUAUUUGCAGGAUAGUUUUUUUUGCUCUCUGCUCCCUGUCAUACUAAUUGUACUUUAGAAAUAUAGGAGCCAUUUUCCUACUGAAAGGAAAGGUUUAUAAAACAUAUAACCAUUCUGUUCAGAUUUCACUGGCUUCCUGUACUUGGUGUGUUAAAGUUUCUGUGUGAGACAUUCCUCUCAAUCUUACCUGCUAGAUGAUUAAAAUCAAAUCUGAAAGUGAAAUUUUUGUUGUGUUUGAUGCAGGCCAUUAUAGAUGAUGAAGUAACGAAGCGAUUUUCUGCAGAAGGUCUGUAUCAAAAUUGAUCUGGAAGUGCUGAAGCACGUAGAAAUGGAAGACUGACAACUCAGCUAAAUUACUGAAAUAAAAAAAAAAGAAUUAUGCUAUGAAUUUAGUUGAUUUAUAAGAAGAUUUCAAAGGAGAUGGCUGUUUUGUACUGAGGGAAAAUCUUAGUGGAGAUUUCCUUUUAGGGUUCAUACAAAGUUGUUUCAUUUUGUUUCCCUGUUGACAAUAAAAAAAUGUGUUGUAUUUGCUAAAGUGACUCAUAGAGUUCAUGGGGAGAAGUCUAGCAUACUAAUGAAGAAUACUUUAAAGUUAGUGAGAUGUUUUAAAACUUAAUGUUGAGUCUAACAUGAACCCUUUCACUCCCAAGAUCUGAUUUUUAUUUCUCUCCUCUAACUGGCUUACAAUUCCUUGUUAAUAAGUUAUGAGAAGUUGGUGUUAGAUCAAGAUAACAACUUCUUCCUGAUAAGUUUGAGUAUUCUCAUUACCUGACGGCUGGACAGUGUAUGGAUAUUAUAGGGAGAAGUUACAAGUUAAUCACUUCUAGGGAGUUAAAGUGUUAAGGUUCUUCUUUGUUGAACAGUUCUUACUCUCCUUCCUUUUUAUUACAGAGUUGGAAUCUUGGAAUCUCCUCACCAGGACAAAUGAGAAUUAUCACUAUAUUAGGUAAGAUGCUGUUGUUUUUUUUUUAAAUCAGUCAUUAUAUAAUGUCCCAAAUUCAUACCUUUCCCAAGGAACAAAGGACACAGUUUCAAGACCAAGGGCAAAGUAUUUUCCCAUGUGGAUCGACCUAGAUUAGUUGAUACAUUUUUUAUUUUUUCUGCUGUUUUACCUUUUUCCAUGUUACUACAUGGAAAAAAUUCCAUAUACCAUGAAAAAAAUACCAUGGUCAGUGUUGUUAAUAUUGACAGUUAUGAGCCAUGAUUAGCCAUUCAGAUUUGGGGUUCUAAGAUUCUGGCCCACUAUAAUACUUCAGAAGAAAAUAAAUGUGUCUACAUGCAAAUGAAAUGUUGAAGAAGUUCACUUCACUUUGAUACCUUUGUUAAUUUAUCUUUUCUAAAUCUUUCAAUGUUGUAGAUCCUGGCAAUAUUCAGGACAAUCCUCUCAUAUUAAUGUAAUAAAUGGCUUAGUAUCUGGUGUGUGUCAGUUUCUCUUUAAAGAGUAGUAGGGAUGGCGCAGUGGUGAGAGGGCUCAUAUUCCACUGCUCUGGCCCAGGUUCCAUUUUUAAAGCUUGCAUAGCAUGUGGGUUGAGUUUGUUGUUGGUUCAUCCUUGUUCCUUCCUCCAGUUUUCCUCCCUCCCCAAAAACCAAUAUUCCAAAUUCCAAAUGGACCCGGAAACAGUGGAUAAGAUGAGCCACCUAGUGGAAUAUCCAUUGCUAAAUUCCCAUUUUCCAUCACCAUAGAGUUCCUUCCAGCUUGGUUUGGAAGGAGGGGGGUGGAAUUAGGUUUGAGGUGUUAAUAUUGUUAGGGUAUUGGUUAUCUGCCCCUUGAUAUAUUUAAAGUAAUAACAUGGAACAAGGUAAAAACCAAUCAGGGAAAAAUGCAUGGCAACUAUGAUUGAUAUUCAUUUUCACUUUGGUGUGAAGUGUAUGGUACUGUUUAGGAGGAUUAAGUAGAUAAUGAUCAUGAUCAUGUUAACUCUGUUCCUUUUCCAGUGUCAAGUUAACCAUCAUGUGGGUGCUGGGCUGUUUUGUGAGAUAUGUUAUCUUAUUUCCCAUGCGGUAAGUUAAAACAUGGAACUGAUGGCUUCUCCUUCAUUGUCUUUUUUUGCUGGUAAAAAGUUGUUCCAAAGCAAUGAGACAUUUUAAGGCAACAAGGCAGUGUAAAUCCUAUCAGCAUGUAGCAUGUUUCUCACAUGAAGAAGUCAAAUACAAUGUAGCUGAGCUACAGAGAGCCUGAACUUGUGUUCAUUUGAUGCCUGUUUGGAACACUCAAAUUGCUCUUUUUUAAGAUGAUUCAUUCAUCAUUAACUGAGAACUAAGUUAACAAAAUUAGAUUACAUCCAUCAGCAUUUAAAGUAAAUUAUCACCCUAUCUGAAGAGGAAACUCCUGUUGUAGAGAAGGGAGUCCUGUUCCUAUGGACAAGAGUGACGACUUGAAAACUGCAUGUCCUGUGAUUUGGUCAAAAAAACCUUGAGUACACCAUUCCACUAUUUUGAUUCAUUCUUAGGCAAUGUAAUAUAUUCACAUUCAAUUAACUUCCACCUUAUAUGGAGCAUAAUUUGAAGGAUUUAGCUAUGAAUUUGUAUCAGUAGCAUGAUGUAAGAUAAUAAAAUCCCUGUUGUAUUUGUAGAUUCACGUUAUUUCUCCUUGGCAUGGCUUUGCUGAUUUCAUCAAGAAUCUUUAUUGUUCAGCUCCCAAAAUCCAGGUAAUUUGCUAAGUUCCCUAAUUAAUGGGUUUUUCUUAUAACUGCAUAUGAAAAUCAUACAUUUACUAUACCUGCAACAUCACCUAAUGCAGCUUAGAAUCAUUAACUGUCAAUUUAACCCCCUCCCCAACCCCGUACUUUUGACCACACUACUCACAGGAGAUGCUGUAAGUCAAGCUGCCGACUAGGACCCCCCCCACCUUAGGGGUUUAUGUUGAUAGUAUUGGAAACUGUGAAAUUUCAGCCUUUCCAACAAAAUGUGCGUGCAAAAUACCAGGUUAAAAAUAGCUAUAAUCUGUUUAAAUUUUCCCUCCAACUGAUUACUUCCCUUUCAUUUAAACAAAGAAGUUUAAGCUUUAAAGAUUUAAUUGAGAUAUCAGAACAAUUUGUUCCAACUGUGGAGGUUUUUGUUGACUUGUAUCUUGCAGUAAAAGAUCAAACUCUUACUUAACACUGUCCUUUACUAAUUGUCAAUUUUUUUUUUCGUUAGUUUCAGAAACUGGCUGGACACGAAAUGCAUGCUGGUUGCAUUUAGAAUUUUUGCAAGGUCUGUUUCGGCUGUGAUCACAUUUCACAACAAGUAAGAUUUUUGAAUUUUUUUUAUGUUUUAAUUCUGUUGAAUUAGUUUUAGCAUGAUAUCAUGAAUUUUCAAUGCCAAGGUCUGAGUUAUCUGCCAAAGUGGAAGGCGAGGCAAAAUUAAUAUCAUAGACACAAGGUUUGAUAAUUCAUGGUAUUGUGUGGAACCUGCCUUCAAUAAUUUUUGUAUUAUAAAUUCUUAAACAAUCUGCAAAUGGAGACUCCUCUCUCUGAGUUUGCAAAAUUAAACUAGGAAACUAGGCAGACUUUGAACUGUUCAAGAUAACUGCAAUAUCCACUGCUGGUAUUGGGUUAUCAUGUCAACUUCACACACUAUUGUAUAUUGACUAUAUGCUCUCGGCCAAUCAGAGUUUUCUUAGUAAGUAUAAUGUUUAAUGAUAUUCUUAGAUUACACACAUGCAGAUAAACUUCAGCAGUGGUGACAUCAAUCCAAAGUGUUUGUGCAAACGUUUUGGCUUUUCACUUUCAGAGAGAACAUCGCCCAUGGAGGUGGAAUAUGUGUGGCAAACCACACCACUCCCCUCGAUGUGCUUAUAUUAAUGUGUGACCGGUGCUACUCUCUGGUAAGAUAAAUGGUCAAAUACUUAACUGAGAAUUUGUCAAUGUCUGAUGAAAUGCAGAUUCAGGAGGGUUGGCGCUUAUAAGCACUGAAACUGAAAAAUAUUUUAAGUUUAGGUAAAUUUUUAGACACGGCCUCUAUGAAAAGUAGUUUUUCAUUUUUUAAAUAUUUUUAUUUAUUUUAUUUUAGUUAGGUAGAUAGUGUGGUAUCUUAAAAUACCGUGUACAAAUAAAGUUAUCGUAUUUUAUCGUAUCAAAAGAAUGAAGCAAUCGUGGUUCUAAUGCGAGCAUUGUAGCAAAGCAAAAUGUUGAGUAGAACCUCAAUGCUUAUCCCUCUCUUCUAUACUUUCGGUUUAGUUAAUGUACAGGCCAGAACUGUGAGGGCCUUUCCUGCCAAAGGUUGUUUUCGUUGCUUAAAGUGAUUACAGAUGUAGGUGUAAAUUUUCUUUCCAUCAAAAUAAUUCUUCUCCACCCCUCCCCCCUCCUUAAUUGCCCUACACUCAGAUGGGACGUUUGUCCAUCACCCAUUUCUACUUUUGGGUAAAGAGACUCGAGAGCCACUGUGAAAGGACAACUCCUGCCUUAUUAAAAAAGGACUUGAUCAUUCAUCUGUAAACUUGUUUGCACACGCAGGUUGGUCAGAGACAGCCUGGGUUGUUUGGUUUCUUCGAGAGAACUCUUGCUAAAACUCAAGAUCACAUUUGGUUUGAAAGAACAGAAAUGAAGGACAGAUUGAUUGUAACAAAAAGGUAUUGUUUAUGUACGCGUAGAAAGAUAGUUUUCCGUGAUAGCAUUACUUAAACCUAUCCAGUAUUUCUACAUGAUAUAUUUUUUAUUUUAAAUGACACAAGUUACGUUUGAACCCCGUCAACAAGGUCCUUAUUGUGCUAAGAAAAGGUCGAAUUAAGUAAUUGGAGUGAUGCUAGGAUACUACGCCUGUGCGAUUUAAAUUUCAACCAAGCUGUUCCAGGCAUUUCAGUUUUUAAAACAAAGCAUAAUGCUAAAUAGUUAACGGCGCGAUAGAAGCGGCGGAGCGAAUGCGAGAAAACCGAUCCAAAUCUUCCUCGUUUUUUACUCCUCUGCUGCUAUUGCGUUGUUUACUAUCGCGCUUCGUUUUGCCAACUGAACGCCAGGAAUAGGCUGAAAUUCUGUUAAAGAAAACAUAGUUUACGUGAUUAGUCAAGGAAUUUCAAUUUCUCUCAAAUGCGUACGAUUCAAGAGAUUUUAGUCGCUGAAAAACCUCGUAGAAUACGGGCAGUGCUCUAAUUAGAGCGAUAUAAUUGUGAUUGCAGAAAGAAAUAUUGGCGCGAAAAUGUUCAGUGCAGUUAUUCACUAACUGCGAAUGGUACUUUAUCCCCAGAUUGAGAGAACAUGUUCAAGAUGCAACUAAAAACCCAAUGUUGAUAUUUCCUGAAGGUGAGCAGAUUCCUCUGUUGGUUCACAUCUGUCAUCCUUUGAAAUUUAUUCCUUCACCGUCAUGGUUUUCUUAAAAAGUCCCACAUAUACUUUUUACUUUUUAUGUGUCAGUUGUGUUGGGAAUUGUGGUCGUUUCGCCUGCGAGUCGACCAGCUCACGAAAGUCUCAUAGGUCGUUUCGCCAAAGUAUUAGGUCAUUUCACUAAAGUUUCUUUUAGUUUAGUUUUCUUCGAAGUAUUUAACUGCCCUAAUACGUUGGCGAAACGACCUGAAACGUCAGCGAACUGGUUGUUAGCGAAACGACCGGUUACCGUGUUGAGAGAUAGGGAGGGAGUUAGGAGGCAUCGAUUACCGUUCGGCAUCGAUUACCAUUCAGCAUCAAUUACCGUUUGGCAUGGAUUAUCGUUCGGCGUCGAUUACCGUUCUGUAUUUUGGCAUCGAUUAUCGUUCGGCGUCGAUUGCCGUUCUGUAUUUCGCCAUCGAUUACCUUUCGCCACAAUUUUUCGGCUGACCCUAUUGUUUGCCUUGCCUCAAAAGUAGUAAAGUAUGGUGUAAAAUUUUUUUGUCUUCACAGGAACAUGCAUCAACAACACAUCCGUGAUGAUGUUUAAGAAGGGCAGCUUUGAGAUUGGUGGAGAUAUUUAUCCUGUAGCAAUAAAGGUAAGGUCCUGGAACUGUUCAUUUGUUUUUAGUUCGUGCUGUUGAACCUUCCGUGAGAAGGGGAAAUCAGAUGCAGAAAUGAUUGCGCUUAGAGUGUAUUUCAAUUGAAUGUCGUUAAACCAAAGCCAACUUCAAAAUCUCAGCAAAGUGAAACGAAACAUUGGUUGACUGUGAUUGUGGAAAAUUCCCUUUUAAGGUGGCUGGCAACAGUUUUUAUGUACGCUCUGACUGGCUUGUUUUCCUACUGGUAGAGCUGUUUUUUCUUUUUCGGGCGAAAAGACAGAUCAAUAAAACUGUGUCAACUUUUACACAUCAUAUUGUUGUCUACAAGUUAUUGAGAGUUUAUUGUAUUUUUUGAUAAAUAUUAUUUCUUUAGUACGAUCCUACUUUUGGAAAUGCAUUCUGGAAUUCCAGUUCUGAAGGUUUCGCUAUGUACCUAUUUCUUCUGCUGACAAACUGGGCACUAGUCUGUGAUGUGUGGUAUCUUCCGAAAAUGACUCGUCAGGUACAAAGAAUUGUGUCGAUGAAUUUUAAUACGCUUACUAUUGCUUUUUUUAGUGGCGGGCUCAUAUGCGAACUUUGAUGUGCUCGAUUUCAGACUUCUUACUUCAUGGCGUUUCACAAUUAACAAUUUUCCUUGAACUACAGGAGGACGAGAGCGCUGCACAAUUUGCAAAUCGCGUCAAGACAGAGAUUGCUCGUCAGGGAGGGCUGGUUGACCUUAUCUGGUACGUUUUUGUUCGGACACAGACAACUUUGUUUAUGAAAAUUUUCUCUCCGGCUCUGAAGAGCUACAGAAUUUUCCCGGUUGAAAAUCAACGGUACAUAAUCAGUCAGGUUUUGAAACUUUUAAAUUCCAACCAACGCGUUGGUCAACGACGUGGCCCGACUGUUAGCCGACUGUCAGCCGACUGCCGACUAACACGUCGGCCACCAGUUGCGCUCAGCUGCCGCUAAACUAAACCUAUUAACCCGGCAGUUGUACACUAAGGAAGCUGUAUCUUGUAUCAGACGACAGGUGAAUUGCUUAGCUUUUUGUUGCGUGAAGUUUAAGUUGAACGAAAUGAACUGAACGUUAGAUGAAUUGUGAAAAGCUGGCUCUCUUAGCUUUGCGUCGUAGCUCUUGCCGAUGAAUUUUGCCAAUUCAAGCAGCUUUGACGUAAAGUUUUAUUUCUUCCCUUUGACUUUCAGGGAUGGACAACUGAAACGAACGUCUGUGAAGCCAGAAUUCCGCCAACAGAGACAAGAAGACUACGCCAGCACAUUGAAAAUUGAUUAGAGAUGCCAGAGGUUUACUUAAGAAAGGAAGAAUGUACCAUAGAUAUGCAAGGUGCACGGAACAUCCAAAAAUCCCUCCAUUCUGUUUAUCUUUGUGAAUUGUCUUCCAGAAAACUUGCGCCACUCUCUUAACCAAUCAAAUUCAAAACUAAAACCAAUCGCGACUUGGUCACCCGCGUUUUCCCGCGCUUUGGACAGUUCACUUGUAUUUUUCUUUGACAUGUGAUUGGCUUGUUGUAAUCUUUUCCUUUCAUCUGAUUGGCUGUUGUGAUUACUUUGGUUUUGGUUUGCAACACCCAAUCGAAAUACACACUAUGAAGUUGAUUAAUGAAUAAUUGUUAUUUUUUUAAUGCAGUCAGAUGGUCGUAUCAGAAAGGAUUUAUUUGGGUAGCGUUAGGGAUAGUCACAUAAACAUUUGUUAAUAGUUUUGUUAGGUAGAAUUAUUGCGUAGGAGAGCAUAUAUAUUUAACAUGUUUGAUAUUUUUGCUGGUACUUACUCAACAAUAUUUUGAUACAGUUUGAUACUUCGUAAAGAGAGUAACGAGGGUUUAUGCAAGAAAACGAUCUUAGUUUUCCUGGCGUAAGGGUUGAAGUUUCGCGAUUUUCUCUUAUUAUAAAUAGGGAAAAUCGCUAAAAUAAGUAAAUAGGGUAUUAGUAAAGGGAGAAAAUUAUUAUGAUUUCCGUUGUUUUGUUGAUCCAAAUCUUUCCAAAAAAUUAUUAAGUUAUUGAAUAUGAAACAGUUUAUCAGUGGCUUUGAUUAUAAGUAGGGGACAACUGUGAGAAAGACUCGAUGUAAGAACUGGCACAUGUGAAUGGGAAAAUCGCUAAAAUAAGUGAAAUAUGGUAUUCGUAAAGGGAGAAAAUUAUUAUGAUUGCCAUUGUUUUGUUAAUUCAAGUCUUUCCAAGAAAUAUUAAGUUAUUGAAUAUGGAACAGUUUAUGGUCUUGAUUAUGAGUAGGGAACAACUGUGAGAAAGACUCGCUGUAAUAUGAAGGGCCAAUAUGUAGGAACUUGCACAUGUGAAUUUAAAACUCCUUAGGAGACUUAUGUUUGGUUACUUGGGCCGCCAUGUAAGGUUGUAGUGAGAGAAGUGUUGUGUGGCGAGCCGUAGUGUAAAUGGUAUCCAUAAAUUUGCUAAUUGUGUACCAUUUAGCUACUUUGUGGGGGUGGGUGUUGCUGAUAAAGCCGUGCAUGUAAAUAAAAUCCUACAUUAACGGCACAGACAAAUUAAAAUGAAUUUUAAUCAUCAGGAUUUUAAGUGUUCAGUUGGUAAUAACACACAACUAAUAACCCGGAG
Pocillopora meandrina is the source of this 10886-nucleotide messenger RNA. The record is from the annotation of a GenBank genome assembly. NCBI's taxonomy places the organism in Eukaryota, Metazoa, Cnidaria, Anthozoa, Scleractinia, Pocilloporidae.